Hypoxylon fragiforme is the source of this 535-nucleotide messenger RNA. RefSeq lists its product as uncharacterized. The record is from RefSeq and is a predicted model, not a curated record. The coding region runs from base 252 to 485 and encodes 77 amino acids. The transcript has a single exon. Lineage: Eukaryota; Fungi; Ascomycota; Sordariomycetes; Xylariales; Hypoxylaceae.
AUCGAUGUUAAUUAUCAAUGUUCUCCAAAAGCCAUGGCGAUGAUCACGUGCAUGGCCACGACUCCCAUGGCGUUAUUGCUAGUCAGACUCCCCCUUUUCUCGCUUAGUGUCGAGGCUGCUUGCGCGUCCCGUCUCCCCUUCAAGAGACUUGCGUGUUUCUGGCCAAUGGCAAGGUCGCCACCAUUUUCGAACAUCGAAUCCCACGGCUCCUGUCCGAUGAUUUGCUAAGCUAGUCACCUCUUUUCUGGGUCAUGUUACGUUGCUUGCUUCGGCUCUUCACAUAUCAUCUAAUUCUUGAGGCUUGGCAGUCCCUUUCAAUUCAAAAUUAUGCGGCUGUCUGCCACAUUUACCGUAAUAACCAACGUAUAUCAUGCAACAUUAUCAAACCAAACCGAUUAGUCCGGCCCCUAAUUAACAUGUCAGUGACAUCGUCAGUGACAUCGUUAUGGUCAUCGAUUUCAUUCAUAUCAAAGGACCACGGAUAGAUGCUAGGAAGAUAAUUAUUACAUAUAUUCUCCUAGCAAGAGAAGAAGAG